GCCUGACAGCUUUUCUUUUUCUUUUCUUUUCUUUUUUUUUAAUUUUCUGAGAAAAUAAAAGACGGACGGAAGGAGAAGAAACACCAGAAAACCCGAAAUUUCAACAGAGCGAACUUCACAGGUCUCAACUCGAUGGCACUGUAACGUUCUUAAAUUUGAAUCGGUUUGGAAAAAGCGCAUCAAGAAGUUGUCGAUUGUUGUCCCGUAACAGCAACCUUAAUCGAUUAGGUUUGAGGAAAAUGAUGAAGCUGCAAACCUAUGCGGGGAUUAGUUUGGUAGCAACCCUAGCGAUUGUUUAUCAUGCAUUUAGUAGUAGAGGUCAGUUUUAUCCGGCAAUGGUGUAUUUGUCGACGUCGAAGAUCAGCUUGGUGUUGCUUCUCAACAUGGGUCUGGUCAUUAUGUGUACUAUGUGGCAAUUGACUAAAAAGAUCUUCCUUGGAUCACUCCGGGAAGCCGAGGUGGAGAGGCUUAACGAGCAAUCGUGGCGGGAAGUCAUGGAAAUCCUCUUUGCCAUCACUAUAUUCAGGCAGGACUUUUCGGUCUCGUUUCUUGCUAUGGUUACUACUCUCUUGUUGAUCAAGGCUUUGCAUUGGUUGGCUCAGAAGAGGGUUGAGUACAUCGAGACUACUCCUUCCGUGCCCAUGCUGUCUCAUGUUCGGAUUGUCUCCUUUUUGGGUUUCUUGCUUGUUCUAGAUAGUCUCUUUUUGUACAGUUCUGUUAGCAACUUGAUAAGGACACAAAAGGCCUCGGUUUCCCUCUUCUUUUCAUUCGAGUACAUGAUACUAGCAACAACAACAGUGUCAACGUUUGUGAAAUAUGUUUUCUAUGUAACUGACAUGCUUAAGGAGGGACAGUGGGAGAAGAAGCCUGUCUACACGUUCUACUUGGAACUUAUUCGGGACUUGCUUCAUUUGUCUAUGUAUUUGUGCUUCUUCCUCGCGAUUUUCACGUACUAUGGUGUGCCACUGCACUUGAUACGUGAGCUUUAUGAAACAUUUAGGAACUUUAAGCUUCGCAUUGCUGAUUACAUUCGUUAUCGAAAGCUCACAUCAAACAUGAAUGAUCGAUUCCCAGAUGCUACGCCUGAAGAGCUUAAUGCAAGUGACGCAACUUGUAUCAUUUGCCGUGAAGAGAUGACAACAGCCAAGAAACUAUUAUGUGGACACCUUUUUCAUGUGUCUUGCCUUCGAUCAUGGUUAGAGCGACAGCAUACCUGCCCUACUUGCAGGGCUCUAGUUGUACCUCCUGACAGUGGGACAGGUACAGCUGGCGGGCAUAGGGGCUCACAGUCAGAUGCUCAUCAACAGGGGACAGGCACAAUGGCUCAGGGUGCUGGAGUUGCUGGUGAUAGUGUGAGCCAACAUGAAGCCAGGCUCCGAGCUGCUGCUGCUGCUGCAUCAAUAUAUGAGAAGUCUCAUGUAUAUGCUUCUGCAAACAGACUAGUAUGGUCUCCUGGAUAUGCGGCACUUCCUCAGGUUCAAAGACAUACGGCUGACUCCCCUAAUACUGAAUCUAGUGGAGAAGCGUCUAGUGGACAAUCACGGCCUCAGCUUGCAACCCCUGCUGGAGCUGCAAACUUGUCCUUCUCUCAGUUUCCACCUUACAUGUUUGUUCCUGGCGCCAAUGUGGCCUAUGGGGGGAGGCUGAGCAGCGAUCAAAAUCUGACAGCUUCUCAGCUGGAGGCCCAGAAAAAGUUUCUUCAGGCCCAGAUAGGGAUACUGCAGAAUCAGCUCCAAGUUUUACAGAAACCAAAACCAAAGGAAAGUGUGGACAUGGGUCCAACAGGGGCAUCUUUGGAUGGCAAAGGAAAGAGCGUUGCAGCUCCUUCAUCUGUUUCAGAUUGUGGACGUCAUGAAGAUCGGGUUGAUACGUAGACAUGGCAUAACUUUAGGUAUAUUGUAAGAAAACAAGGGAUGAGAAAAUUAGUAUAGGGAUGGAUGAAUAACUGGAGUAUUGAGUUUGAGCAUAUUAUUGUAUAAGUAAACUCUUUUCAUCUUUAUGAAAAAGAAAUUUAUCUUUUUGUACUUGUAACAUUUACCAAUACCGUUUGCGAAUGGUAGAAUUGUGUAGAACUUGUAAUGCUGCUUCUAUUCUAUGAGAGAUUUUUCAAUUUGACCGGAA
Molecule: messenger RNA, 2121 nt
Organism: Malus domestica (apple)
Lineage: Eukaryota; Viridiplantae; Streptophyta; Magnoliopsida; Rosales; Rosaceae
Product: ERAD-associated E3 ubiquitin-protein ligase HRD1B-like
Source: RefSeq, a predicted model, not a curated record